UUACCCAGAAAAAAACUGAGUUCCACGGUUCCCACAGCGUUAGUUGCGCAGGAGAGGACGUUAGUGAAACCAUUUGGGAGACAAACGGUGAAUUUACAGCAGAUUUUUAAAACUUUAAGUGUUUGCUGUAGUUAAUUGCAGAGUGUGAAUUAGCGAUAGCACUAUAGUCACUAGUAGUUACCACUGUAAGCGUUGUAAUAAAUCGUUGUAGGGGAUUUUUGACACUGAUAGUGAAGUUUGAGGCGGAAUUAAGAUGGCGGAUCCACUAAGUUUGUUGCGACAGUAUAAUGUCAACAAAAAGGAGAUUAUAGAACGGGAUAAUCAAAUUAUAUUUGGUGAAUUUUCCUGGCCGAAAAAUGUGAAGACAAAUUACUUAAUGUGGGGGUCUGGUAAAGAUGGAGCCCCGAAGGAGUACUACACAUUAGAAUGUUUGUUAUUCUUAUUGAAGAAUGUCACACUCACACAUCCUGUAUGUGUGCGCCAAGCUGCUGCAGAAAACAUUCCUGUUGUACGGCGACCAGACAGGAAAGAUUUGCUGGCCUACCUGAAUGGUGAAACUGCUGCUUCAGCCAGCAUUGACAAGUCAGCACCUCUUGAGAUUCCCACACAGGUGAAGAGGGCAGCAGAAGAUACUCUGGAAUCAGUUGCCAAGAAGCCUCGCUUUGAAGAAACGCAGGUGCAGAAGGUGAAAGAACAGCUUGCAGCUAGGCUUGAUGCACCCAAGGAAGCCUCUGUAACAGUUGACAACAUCAAGUCUUUGUCAGAAGCAAUGUCCGUAGAAAAAAUUGCUGCCAUCAAAGCUAAACGUCUGGCAAAGAAGAGGACAACUAUAAAAGGAAACGAUGAUAUAGGUUUAGGCUCAGAUCUCCGUGUCAUGUUAGAUUUUGAUGUUGAUGUAACAAAAGAUAUAAUCUCCAGAGAACGGCAGUGGAGGACACGUACAACUAUCCUUCAGAGCACUGGGAAGAUUUUUGCAAAGAACAUAUUUGCCAUCCUGCAGUCAAUUAAAGCUCGAGAAGAAGGGCGGCACAGGCCUCCACAGCCUACACCUAUUGUCACCCCACGAGCAACUCCCAUCAGAUCCAUACCCCAGCCUGCUAUGUACAACAGAUACGAUCAGGAGAGGUUCAUCCGACAGAAGGAAGAAACUGAGGGAUUCAAGAUAGACACACUUGGUACUUACCAUGGAAUGACCUUGAAGUCCGUGACCGAAGGCACACAGCCAAAGAAAGUACAGGCUCCAUCUCAACCAAUUAUUCCACAACCCAGACCUGUGGCUGAGGCGCGAAUUGCAGUUCAACCCAACAAGCGGAUCUCUCGAACCCCAAUAAUAAUCAUACCAGCCGCAACAACAUCUCUUAUUACAAUGUACAAUGCUAAAGAUGUUCUGCAGGAUCUGAGAUUUGUGAGUACUGAAGAGAAGAAACUUCAAGGUGCAAAGAGAGAGAAUGAAAUCCUACUUCAGCGUCGGAAAGAAGGUGCAUUCACUGUGCCGUAUCGGGUAAUAGACAACCCCCAGAAGCUGACAAAUGCAGACUGGGAUCGUGUGGUUGCUGUGUUUGUGAUGGGUCCAGCAUGGCAGUUCAAGGGUUGGCCAUGGGAUGGCAAUCCUGUUGAGAUAUUUUCAAAGAUCUGUGCAUUUCAUGUUAAAUAUGAUGAGAUGAAGUUGGAUGCUAAUGUGGGUCGUUGGGCUGUACAUGUUAUCGAGCUUUCCCGUACAAAACGUCAUUUGGAUCGUGCAGCAUUGAUGAUCUUCUGGGAGAAACUAGAUAAGCACAUGAUCAAGAACAAACCUCACUUAAGGUUCUAAAUUGAUAUUUCAUACUACAGCCAAGGAUUCUUGAAGAUAUAAUAGUGUCGUGUGUAAGGGGUUAGCUUGACUAAUAAUUGUGGGUUCGAGAUUUGAUGAUUGGAUUUGUUGGAUGUCUCUAUUAUAAUCACAAUUGAUUAUAACUGCUCACACUUGGAACUCCUUCCUAAUGACAUCAGCUUGCUUAGUCAUUGCUUGGUAACUAAUCUUAUCUGGUUAACACUUAAACUAUUGUAUGUUCAAAUAUUGAUGAAUGGACAGCCUUUUAUAAAUUCUGGAGAACCUAAUAGAGAUCACUGCCUCCAAAGGUUCCAUAAAUGCUAUUUAUAUGUGUGUUGUACCCAGAUACGCCUAUAGUACCAUAGUAAACAAAUCUGUUGUCCAGCAAUGAACAUCUGUUAUUGUUGACAGUGUAAUGCUCGGGAACAUGUUUACAUAACGGUUUCCUAGCAGUGUGUCACAAUACUAACAGAACUGUAAGUAUUUUGUAGUAAAAUAUAUUGCUUCUCAGCCUGUCAUAUGGGUAAUAUUAUACUGCAGGACAUAUGGUCAGUUUCAGCUAUGGGAAUAUAAUCCCAGUUUUGCUACACAGUUAUGUAACCUUGCAAAAUUGCAAGAACUAUUGGAAAAAGUCUUUCACAUUUAUAAGAGGCCUUAAUGUAGCAUAUAAGGAGCUCCUCCAUACCAUUGCUAUGUGUUUCAUUUGUGUAAAUAGAAAGUAAGAAGCUCUUUAGUGAUGUGUGGACCAGUGUCCCGUAACUGCCUCCCUUCUAGCAGACAUGAAACUGAAGUGGACAGUAUCCAAAGACAGUUUCUAGAUACUAUAUUUAAGUAAAUGUAAGGCAGUAUCUCCUUAAAAUUUGCUUGAAUAAAUAAAUUGGAAAUCACACUGCUGUUGAAAAUACAUUAAGUGAAAGUUAUAUUAGGACAAGAGAAAGGGUUAAUGUCACAAAGCAAUGGUAGUUGGACUGUUUUUGUGUCCAUGAAACAAAAUCUCCUCAAAGAAUAGUUUUUUAGCUUCAUGAGAAGUGAAAGUUUGGUGUGUGAUAUCAAAUGAGAUGUACCAGUUAAGAACCAGAGCAGUGGAGAAAGUAUGGAUUUUAAAGAUUUGAGGGCAAAUCAAGAAUGGAUGUAGAGGUUUUUUUUUUUGAAAGGGUGCAGAUGGAUUGAAGGCAUUAGUAACAGAAUAUGUAACAAUUUUCCAUAAGUAACAGAAAAUGUAACAAUUCGUAAUUGUUGGUAGCUUCACUCCUAAGUUACUGAAGUUUUUGUUGUUGACCUCGUUACCAUGGAAAUUUGCACAGCAAACUACAUAGAAGAAUCUGGACAUAUUUCAGGCGAAAUACAUUAAUAAAUGUGGGUUAUAUGGCUAAUUCAAUUCCAUGGAUUAGUGGAUGAUGCAGUACUAUAGGCAAGCUGGCAGUGUAUGAUGUCAAGCACUGAAAAGCGAAUGAAGACAUAAGGAACACUUGUGCAACCCCUUAUGUAACCACUGAUAAUUCAAGACCUAUGGUGUAUCUUAUAUUAAAUGUUAUAUAUUAAUUAAUAAAGACCAGUCUAUCCAGAAA
Molecule: messenger RNA, 3378 nt
Organism: Cryptotermes secundus
Lineage: Eukaryota; Metazoa; Arthropoda; Insecta; Blattodea; Kalotermitidae
Gene: hyx
Product: parafibromin
Exons: 11
Coding region: 254-1810 (518 amino acids)
Biological process (GO): positive regulation of transcription elongation by RNA polymerase II; transcription elongation by RNA polymerase II
Cellular component (GO): Cdc73/Paf1 complex
Molecular function (GO): RNA polymerase II complex binding
Source: RefSeq, a predicted model, not a curated record